Arachis duranensis is the source of this 2129-nucleotide messenger RNA. Its product is annotated as ABSCISIC ACID-INSENSITIVE 5-like protein 2. The record is from RefSeq and is a predicted model, not a curated record. Gene Ontology annotation, cellular component: nucleus. Gene Ontology annotation, molecular function: DNA-binding transcription factor activity. Gene Ontology annotation, biological process: positive regulation of DNA-templated transcription. The transcript is spliced from 3 exons. The coding region runs from base 885 to 1868 and encodes 327 amino acids. Lineage: Eukaryota; Viridiplantae; Streptophyta; Magnoliopsida; Fabales; Fabaceae.
UUGGUCUGGGUUAGUGCUCAUACUCCCAAAGAAAAAAUAAAAUAAAAUUAAAAUGACCAACUUGUUUUUAAGAUUUCAGAUUUGGAUCCUACAGGACUUGGUACCCUCGAUUUUCUUUUGUUUCUAACUGAGGUAGUCAGAAGAGUCUAUUCUUUAAACAGUUUCGAAAAAUUUCUGUAUCCAUUUAACCAUUUUUAUAAAUUAUUCCCACCUUUCUUUUAAUUAUAUUUUCCCUUUAAAGUGAAAACUUAAUCAUUCUUUUGGUUACUGUAAGCUAUUUCCCCCUAUAGGUUGGUUUUUGCAGCCAUCAGUUUGGCAGUUUCCAUGACCAAAACAUAGUACUAUUUAUGCUGAAUGUUCUUGCUACUUGCUGGAUUAAUUUUGGGGUUUUGUUCUUUGAUUCACUUUGGUGAUUAUAGUAUACAAAUGACAUGCAUGAUAAGUUAUUGGUAAUUUUUGUCUUAUCCUUUCAUCUAUCAACCUGUGUUGUUAUUUUGUGACAUUACUGUUUUUUCCACAAUAAUCUCCCUUGAUUGCUGAAUCCGGGUCAACUUCUUUUCUCUUCUGGGUCAAAUUUCCACUCACCCCAUUUUACACGGCAUGCCUUGUGUUUGAGUAAAUGUCACAGUGAGACCAAAUCUCAAAGUUCAGCACAAAUUGGUUGUAUUUUGGGGUAUGUUCUCUUUCUUUUUCCUCUCUUGUUUCAAGUUUGGUGCCAAGUUUGUUCCUUUGGAUAUAAAAUAAUCACUGCAAAAGCUACUCUACUUUGGGUUUUUCUUGCCUGCUUGAAUAGAGAUUGAGGUGCUUUCUGGGGUGUUGGAAUUUGGAGGAGAUGAAACAGAUAGGGUUUUAGGUUGUUUUUUUCACUUGGGGGUUUCAGAAAUAUGGGUUCUCAAGGUGGGGCAGUCCAAGAGGCACAGAGUGGUGGCUCUGGCUCCUUGGCUAGGCAAGGGUCAUUGUAUAAUCUCACACUUGAUGAGGUUCAAAACCAGCUUGGAAAUUUGGGGAAGCCAUUAGGAAGCAUGAAUCUUGAUGAGCUUCUAAAGAGUGUGUUUACGGCUGAGGCUGGAGGUUGUGGUGGUGGUGGUGGUGGUGGUCAAGCCUCUUCUGGAUUGGGUUCUGGGACUGAUGCUAACAUUCAGCAGCAGCAUGCUCAGUUAGCUUCGGUUUCAUCCCUGAAUCGACAAGGGAGCCUAACUGUUUCUGGAGAUCUUAGCAAGAAAACCAUUGAUGAGGUUUGGAGAGAUAUGCAGAGAAAGAAGAGUGGUGGAAACAGUAAUAAUAAUGAUAAGAAAACAAAGGAGACACCACCAACAUUUGGCGAGAUGACCCUGGAGGAUUUCUUGGUGAAAGCAGGAGUUGUUGCUGAGUCUUUUGCUACUGAGGAUAAUGCUAUGUCAAGGGUUGAUUCCAAUGUGGCUUCUCAGCACAAUGUUUCUGAUCAAGUACAUUGGAUUCAAUACCAAAUCCCAUCAGUGCAGCCGGCACCGCAUCUCCAGCAUAAUCAGCAUCAGAAGCAGCAGAAUAAUAUGAUUGCUGGUUAUAUCGCUGGCCCUAUGUCGCCAUCUUCUUUGAUGGGUACAUUAUCAGAUACCCAGACUCCGGGUCGGAAAAGGGUUGCCUCUGGUACUGUUGUUGAGAAAACUGUGGAGAGGAGACAGAAGAGGAUGAUAAAGAAUAGGGAAUCUGCUGCGCGGUCGCGUGCUAGAAAACAGGCUUACACACAAGAACUGGAGAAUAAAGUUUCCCGUUUAGAAGAAGAAAAUGAAAGGCUUAAAAGACAGCAGGAGAUAGAGAAGGUGUUGCCAAGUGAGCCACCACCAGAGCCCAAGCGUCAACUUCGCCGGACGAGUUCGGGACCCCUUUGAAUGCCCUCACUGUGUUCUCAUUUGCAAAAUAUAUAUAUUCGACACUAUAGUUUGCACAGUUAGAAGGGUGGUUUUCUCAUUAUGGUAGUGCUGCUGUUAGUUCUCCUAAGCAUGCUCAUUUGUAAGAGUGUUUUUCUUGAAUGUACAUUUCAUAUAAGCCAAACUUUAAUUUACCAAGCACUAUAAAAUAUACUUUACUCUAAUUUUGGACACAUUGUGGCAAUGUGACUUCACAAAAAAGGUUUCUUUCUUUGUCAUCUU